Molecule: messenger RNA, 1171 nt
Organism: Stegastes partitus (bicolor damselfish)
Lineage: Eukaryota; Metazoa; Chordata; Actinopteri; Pomacentridae
Gene: gpr25
Product: G protein-coupled receptor 25
Exons: 1
Coding region: 1-1125 (374 amino acids)
Biological process (GO): G protein-coupled receptor signaling pathway; cell chemotaxis; immune response
Cellular component (GO): external side of plasma membrane; membrane
Molecular function (GO): C-C chemokine binding; C-C chemokine receptor activity
Source: RefSeq, a predicted model, not a curated record
AUGGGCGACUACAUCAGCUAUACUGACUAUACUUACUACUACGAAAAUGAAAACAGCACUGAAAAUGGAUCAUCAGUAUACGACAUUGGGUCUACCCUGGACUGUCCAGACUCACGCCUUCGUGGUGCCAACAUCUUCCUGCCCGUUCUGUAUUACCUCAUAUUCUUCACUGGAUUUUUGGGCAACCUCUUUGUGAUCUUGGUCGUGGGCAGCAAAGGCAGGAAAAGUGGUCGCCUGGUGGACACCUUUGUUGUCAAUCUGGCCCUGGCCGACCUCAUCUUCGUCCUCACGCUGCCACUGUGGGCCAUCUCUGCCAGCCAGGACGGCUACUGGAACUUUGGGUCGGCUGGGGAUGUACUGUGCAAGCUGAGCAGCUACAUUAUUGCUGUGAACCGCUUCUCCAACAUCUUCUUUCUCACCUGCAUGAGCAUCGACCGCUACCUGGCCAUAGUGAAGCUGAUGGAUUCGAGGUACCUCAGGAGCAGUCGGUGCAUGCAUGCCACCUGUGCUGCUGUCUGGGUGACCUCCCUGCUGCUUGGCAUCCCGUCUCUGGUGUACAGAAGAGUGGAGUCUUUGGACCAAGGGCAGUCCUGUGUGGAAGAUAAUAGUUCGACUUUUUUCUUCGGCAUGAGCCUGACCAUGGCCUUCCUAACCUUCGUCUUCCCGGUGUUGAUCAUCGUGCUCUGCUACGGCACCAUCAUCAUGCACCUCAACAAGCACUGCAUUGCUGCUGGAAACCCUCGAGCUGAAGCCCGCCGCAGGCACUCCCUCAAGAUGGUCCUCUGCAUCAUAGUGGCCUUCGUGGUGUCCUGGCUGCCCUUCAACAUUUUUAAAGCCAUCAUAAUUGUCUCACAGCUCUCAAAAGCGGAUCUGAGUUGUGAUACGUGGAAAAGAAAUGGGCUCCUGAUCUCGUGCUGCCUGGCCUUCUUCAACAGCUGCGUGAACCCGGCCAUUUACUUCUUCCUGGACCAUCACUUCAGGCGACAGGCUGAGAUCAUGGUGAAGACCUGCCUGGGAAAACCACAUUUACUGCACAGCCACAACUCAUCAGCUUCUUUCACCAAUGCUGGCACUUCAGAGAGCUUUGCAACAAGUGGGAGAACUCAGCUUCAGAUGUUGAAGUAGGAGGAGAAGGAAGGUUAUUCCGUAAAUCUGUGGGUGGUAAAGUCAU